AUGACGCUUCGCUUCACCUCUGCCAGUUCGUCUUCUCCAAUUGAAGAGUCAACUGGUUUCGUCUCUGUGCAAUUCAAGGAGCUAGCUCAGGCUUAUGAGGUUCUCAGCGAAGCGGAGAAGCGUGAGAUCUAUGAUCUGUACGGUGAGGAUGCGCUCAAGGAAGGAAUUGGUGGUGGAGGCGGUGGUCAUGACCCCUUUGAUAUCUUCUCCUCUUUCUUUGGUGGUGGUGGUGGACACCCUUUCGGAGGUGGCAGCAGCCGUGGAAAGAGGCAGAGGCGUGGUGAAGAUGUUGUUCACCCUCUGAAGCGGGUGAGUACUUUUUUAAAGGAAUACAACAAGAAAGAUUUUUUCUCUAAUACCUACACCAACGCAAAGCUCUUUGUGAUCAAAUCGUAUAGCGAAGAUGAUAUUCACAAAAGCAUCAAAUAUAAUGUGUGGUCCAGUACCUCUAAUGGCAACAAGAAGCUUAACGCUGCGUAUAACGAAGCAGCUGGAGACAAGUCCUCCUGUCCUGUUUUUCUCAUCUUCUCUGUAAACACAAGUGGGCAGUUUGUUGGUUUAGCGGAGAUGGUAUGACCAGUUGAUUAGAACCAGAUGGCGGAGUGCUGGCAGCAGGACAAGUGGGUUGGUUGCUUCCCUGUUAAGUGUCACAUCGUUAAAGAUAUCCUGAAUAGUUCCUUGAGGCAUAUUACGCUUGAGAAUGAUGAGAACAAGCCUGUUACUAAUAGCCAUGAUACACAGGAGGUAAAGAUAGAGCAAGGAGUCAAAGUAAUCAUUUUUUUUAAGGAACAUGUGAGCAAGACAUGCAUACUCAAUGAUUUUGUCUUCUAUGAGAAUUGUGAAAAUAUAAUCAAAGACUGGGAAAAAGAAACACCAACUGUAUAAAAGACAGCAAUCUUUUACUGCCAGUGACAAAAAGGCAACACCAAAAGACAAAUCUAAGGAAACCAGUGUGAUAGCAGAAGUGGCUGAAGAGAUAUCACAAAACAGUGUUGCAGAAGUUGCGAGCACAUGCUGAAUCGCAUGCUGAGUGCAGCAGCAAGCUGCUUACUUUACUUUGGAUGGGUUUUUUUGUCCGUUUUCUCCACCAAAUUUGCUCACUCUUUUCUUAGGAGUUUGGUUUUCUUUUGGUAGUUGGUUUUUGAAGUUGUAGAAGAUAUAUGAGUAAAAAUGAUUUCGAAGGCUAUAUAUAUAUUUCUUUUUCUUAAAAGUUCAAUGCAAAAAUAUAUUUUCUGUAUGUUUUUGUAACUUCAUUCACAAAAUUUCAAUCAGAAAAUAAAGGGCAUUGUAAUUGAGAAAAGAAAGAAAACAAAUCAACCUUUGUGAGCUAUUUGAACAAAUAAAUGUUGGAAACCAACUCUUGGUCGUCUCUCCGCCACUGGUGUAUCCCAUGAGCUUCCUUAUAGUCUUCAGAAGCAGUCCGGUUUACAAUCAGCUUAGCAGAUGGGAUGACGUGAACAGGCUCUUGCACAUCCACUGUAAAAUGCUUCAAAACAGUCAAAGAAAUAUGAUAUUAUACAUCAAUUCGCUGAAACAAAAUAAGUUAAAGGUUCACAUAUUACUUGACAGACAAGUUAUUUAUCAAACCACUAGAGCAUAAGAGACCAAAAAACUAACAACAUAGUUUUCCACUACAAAAAGGGUCACCCACAAUUGGCAAAGCCAAGUGAAUGACACUUUAAAAAACUUAAAACACAACACUGUUAACGGGACUAUGAAAUACAGCCGAUCAAUACCCGAACUUAACCCAAUACUUCUAACCGAAACACUACCAAUCCCACACAUUUUAAAAACAGCAGCAGGUUCAUGGCUUUAGACUCCAGUAUUAACCUUACCAUAUCGUAAUUAACUUUUUUUUUUGUUAUCCUAGAGAGACCAUCUAUUAAGUUAUAUUUGGCAGACUAAGUACGAUCUUGGUGGAUCUAUCUUUUGUAUCAUUUAAAAAUAAAUGAUAGAAGUUUGUAUCAUUUAAUUUUGUGAUACAAUUUACAUUUUUUUUUGUAAGAUCGAUUUGUUUUUUUCUCCUUUUUUUUUGUUUUCAUUUGGUUGUUAAUGCGAGCUUUGUAGUUUUUUGGUGGGGGUAGUGUUCUCUAUCGAAAUCUUAUUUACAUGUUUGUGGAACUUCCCUGACAUCUGACAUAUUUUGUUUACUAUUAAGAUUCUAAUUGUAAAUUUAUUUAAGAAAAAAAAUAUACGAACCCGGCGCGUAGCGCCGGAAUACCACUAGUUAUAAAUAGAAUGUCCAUAUCCUCCUGGCUACGAUAAAAAGAUAUUUGAAUACUUAAUAACUAAAUCUAACAAAAAAAAUAAACAAAAAACACAUCCAUUAAUCAAUGCUUUUAAUUAUAAAUGGGAGAUGAUGACAAAAAAAAAUGAUAAAUGGAAGAUUUUUUUUAUCUUAAAAACCAGGUCUAUCAAAAUAAAUGUGAGCUCAUGAGCUGAUUCAGCUCAAUUCAUUUUCUUACUAGCACAAGUUAUGGUUUUAAACUCAUUUAUUAAAAUAAGUUUAAUGAUCGAGUUUGAAUUAGCUCGCAGAUUAUAGUAAAUGUAAAUUAUAAUAAUGUUUUUGUCAGACUCGAAGUUGAUUUAGCUUGCGGAUUAUAGUUUACAUUUAUUAUUAUAUUUACUUAUAAUAGAUCACGAGCUAACACAUUUAAUUUGUAAUCAAAAUAAUCUGAGUUUUAGUUUACAUAUUGAAAAUCAUAUACUCCCUCCGUUUUUUUUAUAAGUCUCAAUUUGACAUUUUUCACACAUAUUAAAAAAGUGAUUGAAAUGUAUUUAAUUUUUUUAUUAACUACACAUAUUUGACCAAUAGUAUUUGAAUUAAAUAAAAUUAUUUAUUAAAUCAAUGAAGUUUGUAAUUAAUUUUCAGCUGAAAGUAGAUCUAAUUUGCAUUAAAAUUUUAAAAUGAUAUUUUUAUGUAACAAGUAAAUAAUGUUAGAAUGACACUUAUUAUAAAACAUAGAGAGUAAUAAAUAAAUCGAACUUCGAAUUUACAUAUUGAAACUCAUAUAAUAAAUGAAUCUAGCUGAGCUAACUCAUGAAUGAUCCAAAUUCAUCACCAGUUUAGCUGAAUUGAGUGACCUAAAUCAUUUUGACAUUGUAUUUACUAGGUGCACCAUCAUCCCAUUGUUGUACCUAUUGUUAAUUUAAUAUUUAAGUGUUUAAAUAUUAACAAAAAUGUAAAACAGAAAUGAGAAAUAAUAUUUAACAAACAUUAACUUCGUUAUGGCAGCAAAUGAUGACUUUUUAUACAGAUUAUUUUUUGUUAUUAAAAUAUCUUAACAUCUAAGUAUCAAUCAUAACUCUGCAAAAUUGUUGUAAUUAAUAAAACCUAUAUAAUGACGUAGUCAUCAUAUGCGAUUCUUAAAAUACCAAGUAUUAUUAUCUGAUCCAAUUCGAGAUAUAUUCUUAAUCUGUUCCAAAAACUUGGAUAACUAAGAAGUUUGAUCCGGAUUCAGAUAAUAAAAUUUCAUUUCCGUGAAAACUGGAUCGGAUUCUGGAUAUCUAAAAUUUUAAAUCUGAAUACGCAACUUGGAUCUGUUUUUAAUAUACUAAAAUUUUAUAUUUUAUUAAUAUGAUUUUAAUUUUGAAUUUCUAUGAUAUAUUUUUUCUAAAAUGUUAUAUAAAUUUUUAGAGUUAAUUUUUUUUAAAUUGUAUAUAACUUUUAUUUCUUUUUUAUAAAUCUGAAUCUGAAUAUCUACAAAUAUCAAAAAUGCUUAUAAGGAUAUUCGAUAGCCAGAUAUUCAAAAAUCACAGAUCGGAAUUCCAAUAGUGCAAACACGGAUUCAUAUUUGAUAUUCUGAAAUAUUCAAAUCCCAAGCUUACAGUUUCGGUCUUGAUUUUGAUUAUCACCACCACAGUGACGCAUGAACACAAAAGCGGAAGAAGACAUAAGCUAAUUAUUAUGUGUAAAAGGAGAAAAUGUGAAGUGCAUGAAAAAUUUAAAAUAAAAUAAAGAGAACGCAUUAAAUCUUUCAAAUGUUUGCAGGAGAGUGGGUGAAAUUUGAGUCAGAACUUAGAAGAACCGAGACAGACAAAAAAUAACUAUUUUGAGUAAAAUAAUAGAGAAAAUAUGAGUGUGAUAAGUUUCAAAAAAAAAAAAAAA
Messenger RNA from Brassica rapa (field mustard), 4108 nucleotides. RefSeq names its product YTH domain-containing protein ECT3-like. Gene Ontology annotation, biological process: mRNA destabilization. Lineage: Eukaryota; Viridiplantae; Streptophyta; Magnoliopsida; Brassicales; Brassicaceae. Gene Ontology annotation, cellular component: cytoplasm. The record is from RefSeq and is a predicted model, not a curated record. Gene Ontology annotation, molecular function: mRNA binding.